Molecule: messenger RNA, 1017 nt
Organism: Sceloporus undulatus (fence lizard)
Lineage: Eukaryota; Metazoa; Chordata; Lepidosauria; Squamata; Phrynosomatidae
Product: CTP synthase 1-like
Exons: 8
Coding region: 1-1017 (338 amino acids)
Biological process (GO): pyrimidine nucleobase biosynthetic process; CTP biosynthetic process
Cellular component (GO): cytoplasm; cytoophidium
Molecular function (GO): identical protein binding; CTP synthase activity
Source: RefSeq, a predicted model, not a curated record
AUGGCCAAGCCCCCUUCACCGCAGGCAAUUGAUGCAUCACAUGCCCAUCGGCUGCAGCGGAGGGUGCGGGUCAUGCGCACACUGUGCUCCGGGUGCUGCUGGGAAAGUGAGGUGUUUGUGUUGGAUGAUGGAGGGGAAGUGGAUUUGGAUCUGGGUAACUAUGAACGUUUUCUCGAUAUUCGGCUCACAAAAGAUAAUAACCUGACAACAGGGAAGAUCUAUCAGCAUGUUAUCAACAAAGAAAGAAAAGGAGACUACCUGGGCAAAACUGUUCAAGUUGUACCCCACAUUACAGAUGCAAUUCAAGAGUGGGUAAUGAGACAGGCAAGGAUCCCUGUAGAUGAGGAUGGAGUAGAACCUCAGGUCUGUGUGAUCGAGCUUGGAGGGACAGUAGGAGAUAUUGAAAGCAUGCCCUUCAUUGAAGCCUUCCGUCAAUUUCAAUUCAAAGUCAAGCGAGAAAACUUUUGUAAUAUUCAUGUCAGUCUUGUGCCACAGCCGAGUUCUACAGGGGAACAAAAGACAAAACCCACACAGAACAGUGUUCGCGAACUUCGGGGCCUUGGUCUUUCACCAGAUCUGAUUGUGUGCCGAUGUUCUACCCCUCUAGAUACCUCAGUAAAAGAGAAGAUUUCCAUGUUUUGCCAUGUAGAACCAGAACAGAUGGCUUUGUGGAUGUGGCUGAGAUCCUUCGCUUGCCCCGUUCAAGGCUGGUCCUUGGAAGACAUCCAGCGGGUUGUGGAGCAAACGAAAAGCAGCGCUUUGCACUGCGCCCACAUCCUUCUGGGGGGCACCUCCAGAUCCGCCGCCAACCAAGGGCACUCCUUGCAGAUUUUCCAGAGGUUGUGGCCCAUGGACAUACCUGCGCCACUGCCUGCAAUUCGCCGCGAGGGCUUGUCCGGAUGGGACGAUCACACAUCCAUUAGCACCAGGAUUGCCGGGGAAGCAAGUGUCCUGAGCGGUGGUAUGCCACUCUCCAACCUGAAGGAGGAACUGGGUCUUAUAGUCAAAGACAUCUAA